Messenger RNA from Galleria mellonella (greater wax moth), 4847 nucleotides. Its product is annotated as synaptotagmin-10-like. The record is from RefSeq and is a predicted model, not a curated record. Gene Ontology annotation, cellular component: membrane. The transcript has 11 exons. Gene Ontology annotation, biological process: regulation of dopamine secretion; regulation of calcium ion-dependent exocytosis; cellular response to calcium ion. Bases 36 to 1529 code for a protein of 497 amino acids. Gene Ontology annotation, molecular function: phosphatidylserine binding; clathrin binding; calcium ion binding. NCBI's taxonomy places the organism in Eukaryota, Metazoa, Arthropoda, Insecta, Lepidoptera, Pyralidae.
AACGUUCUCCAUUCGCGCCCAGACUGCCGGCAGCGAUGGGCGUCCCGCGAUACGGUACUACGCCACCCGGGCUUGAGCUCGAGCGCGCCAGACGACCCCACCUGUUGAUCGUCGACGACUCGAGAGAAACGCGGGCGAGCGAAGCUGCGUGGCCACCGGAAGGGCUGGAAGGCCAGUCGGCGGUGCGCGGUAGCACAGUAGACUACGCGGCGGCCCUGCUGCUUGCAGUGAUGGCCGCCGUCCUUUUGGCUGCUGUGGGCUACCAGUGCGCCGCUACUUGGCGCUGGAUUAUGGGCAGGACUAGACGGGAAUCAGAGGAUAGUAACUGUGAUUCGUUGUCUCGUCAAGCAGCCAUACGUAUCAGCCACUCCCUGCCAGAUUUACAGACUGAACCGUUGAAGCAAGAAUAUGUCCAGGAGCAUAAAGAUCAAGGGAAAAAGGUUCUCCGUCAAACCACGUUGCCAAUAGUGCCGACGCGUCAUCAAACAUUCCAGAGACAAUUAUCCCACCGUCUGGACCUGCCUUCAAUACAGUUCAGCAUCUGUAGUCUUGAAAGGGCGGACUCUUCUAUAGGUCUUAUCAAGCCGGAGUUAUACAAAAACGAAUUGGUCCGUCAGUCGUCUACCGAUAGCGCCGAGCUGGAGUUUUGUGGGAAAUUACACUUCGCUUUGAAAUACGACCAGGAAGUUGAGGCCCUUGUUGUGAAGAUCUUCGAAGCCCGGGAUUUGCCAAUCAAAGAUGUGACGGGCAGCAGUGAUCCGUAUAUCAAAGUGUUCCUGCUUCCAGAUCGCAAAAAGAAAUUCCAGACGAAAGUCCAUCGCAAGAACUUGAAUCCCGUGUUUAAUGAAACCUUCCUUUUCAGUGUACCAUACGAGGAACUUCGCCAGCGAUACCUCCAAUUCUCCGUAUAUGACUUCGACCGGUUCAGCCGUCAUGAUCUGAUUGGUCACGUUGUGCUCAAAGGACUCCUGGAGUCGGCUGAUCUGCAUCAAGAGAUUGAGUACACAAUGAACAUCUUAGCUGCACCACAGGAAAAAAAAGAUCUAGGCGAGUUGAUGUUGUCCCUAUGUUACUUGCCCACUGCUGGACGGCUCACUGUCACCGUGAUCAAGGGUAGAAACCUAAAGGCAAUGGAUAUCAAUGGCUCAUCAGAUCCGUACGUGAAGAUCUGCCUCAUUUGUCAAGGCAAGCGCAUCAAGAAGAAGAAGACUACUGUAAAGAAGAAUACACUCUGUCCUGUUUACAACGAGGCACUGGUCUUCGAUCUGCCAGCGGACAAUGUCUUCGAUGUCACAUUGCUCGUCAAAGUUAUUGAUUAUGACAUGAUCAGUCCAAACGAGCUCAUAGGCUGCACAGCUAUAGGGUCAAGUCUGAUCGGCAUUGGCCGAGACCAUUGGCUUGAAAUGCUGGAUAAUCCUCGCAAGCCAGUCGCCCAGUGGUACCCCCUGAACAAGAGUCCACCAGCUAACGUCGUUCUGCCCUCGAGCGAUCAGCAGAGUGUCGCAUUGAACUGCUUAAACGGAAGAUGAAGAGACGGAAUGGCGAAACGUAAAGUGUUAUACGAAUAACUAGUACGGCGAAGUAUCUUGUUGAUUAAAAUCAAGGUGAUAGUACCAUCGACUAAACGCUCUCAAGAUGCCAAAUUAUAGCUGAACGUAGGAGAUAACGGUUGUAUGUCCAUUUAUCGUAGACGAGUCAAAAUGAAUGUUACGUGAUAUUGCAUGCAGAUUUAAAACUAGACUAGACGUUUAUAUGUUCGAGUAGACAAAAGAAUCUAACAAUUAGAAAAAAAGUUUGUUUAUCAAUGAUGGCGUAUUGUUUCUAAUAGGCGUAGUGUUUGAUUAUAUCCGUAUAACAGUAACAAUCACGGUACAUUUUCCUUCUUUAUAUGUGUGGGUAAUAUACAGCAAAUAUCCAUAUAUUGUACUUACAAUAUCUGUGUAUUGAUUCAAGAACAGAUAUUUUAAAUAUCGAUCAUUGAAUAUAUAAUAUCAAGUUGAAGAACACGAUCGAAACGAAUAUAUGUAGAUAUUUGGGCGGUAUAGGUGACUUCGAAAUGGGUGGAUGAACUUUUUUCCACCAUCAGUAUAUAGAUGAACCUAAUAUAUAGAUAUCGGAGGGAUAUCGAUAUUACCCAUGCCUACUUCUUUAUAAACGUUUUGUGAACUCCCUAUUUUGUUACUUCAAAUUGUUCUCUCUUGUAUACACUGUUACUUCUAUACACUUUACAUUUAUAUUGUACUUGUAUAUCUAUAUACGCACAUUUCAAAUUCAAGACUUGAUCGUAUCAUGUACAUACAUAAUUAUCAUAAAUGUUGUAUAAUAGUUGUUGUCUUUUACAAUGUAUUUGGUAUAUAUAUAAAAAAAAAUAUAUUAACUAGUCGCUAUUGUACUUCGAGAUAAGUGUCAUAUCAACUAAAAAGUAUUACAAAUUGUAAAAUGCAUUUUAUGAAAAAUCAAUUCUACACUUGCAACAAUUUAAAAGGUAGAAAUAAUAAAAAAAAAAAAAAUACGGUGAAUGUUUCAAACAUUCUUUUAGUGUCGGACAAUAAUGUAGACGGGCUUUGCGCAAUGAAAUACAUACAAUUUAUUAUUAUAAUAACAAGCGGCAAAUAUGGCCGUAUUUAAUAUAUGUACAACAGGAAACUUGAUUUUAAUUAAAUGCACAAAUACAUGGAAUAUAUUCGUUCAAUAUAUUACAUUUUUUGUAAUAUGAAAUGGAAGCUUUAAAUCGUGUUAAAAUUUAAUAUAAAUAUUUAAAAAGAAAUUAUCGGAGAUGUAAUCAGCUAAGCUGUUAAUGUUAUGGUUACUAUGUUUUAUAAGAAUGUGUAUUCAAUUUUAUUUGCUGGAAAUUAAAAAAAAAAUAGUUUGCAACAUUAUUAGGCAAUCAACUCUGUAAACAAUAUAACUAGUGUUGGAUGAGUUAUUAAAUUAUUAUAGGCAUUAAUAUUUUUAUAUUAUAAAUAAUAAUGUCCCUGUAUAAUCCUCGUACCUAACUUACACUUUGAAUGUAUAAAUCUGGUAAAAAUACAGAAAAUAAAAAUUUUAAAUGCAUACUGUAACUCUUAUGAUUAUUUUAAUUAAUUUUUAUUUUUAUCUCAAUCUUAGAAGGGUUUUCAUAAGGGCACCACAUAAUAUGUAUAAUUAAAUUACCACAUUUAAUUAGAAUAAUAUUCCAUAAGGAUAAUAUUCUGAUAGCGUUGUUUUGAAUUCUUAGAAAAUGGGAUUGAUGAAGAUUGUUUUAAAAGAAAAUUGUGAUGGAUGUUAAAAUAUAAAUUAAUUGUACACUUGAUUUUUAUAAAUAAAAAUAAGAAGAACUAUUAAAAAAUUAAAUACAAGUUUUAACAAAAAAAAAUUUAUAAUAAUUAAAUGCACUUUUAUUAUAUUUAUAAUUAAAAUUGAAAAUACAUAUUCGCACAUUAUCUAAGUAUUAAGGAUUUCCUAAAAAUCAAGUGAUCAUUCUUUUUCAAAACAAAAAUAUGACUACCACUGAAGUUUGAAAUAUUAUAAUAUUAUCACAUUAGUAGUUAUAAUGAAAAUUUUUUAUUUUAUAUCAAAUUUGCUUGGAAAAAAUCUACUUCUUUCUAAAAAGGGGAUGAAAUUUUUUCUAUACUUAAAUCAAAAUAAUAAAAAAAAAAGCAUGAAGGAAAGUUAUCCAAAAUUCAUAAUUUGUUAUUAAUUAAUAAUGCAGAAUCUUAUUUUUUUUUAAACGAAAAUUUGAGGCAACGGAAGUGCAAAAAUUUUAUUUCUUAUUCUUAAAAAAAUAUCAAUUAACAAAUUGGCUAAAAUGAGUUGUAAAUCAGGGAAAACGCUCAAGAUAUAAAUAAUUGUAAUAAAUAAUUAAUAAUAAAUUAUUAAUGAUUUAAAAUCAUAAUAAUUAGUUAUGGUAUUAGGCCGGCAGCACACCUGCAAUGCCUCUGGUGUUGAGUGUGAUCAUGGGCGGCGGUAGUCACUUACCACCAGGUGAGCCGCAUGUUCGUUUGCCUCCGUCUUAUAAAUAUAAUAAUUAAUUAUUAACUAUCACCUUUUAUAAUAAUUUAAAUAUAAACAAUUAAAUAAGUGUUUAUAUUAUAAUUUCCUCGGUGGUGGUAGUGGUAGUGGUAUAAAGCAUUAUGCACUUGUACAUGUCAUUCAGAAAAGGUUCGAUCCCCAAUUCGUGUGGUUUUCUAGCUUGUGAUUGGGUCAUUUCGGACACUUGUUAGAAAUGAAUCAUUCUUUUUCUCAGUGUACAAUGCAUAUUACUCUGUAGUAUUUCAUACUGAAUUUUAAAUUUAUUUGUCUAUUGAAAAAGUAAUUUUUGGUUGUAUCUUGAAAGCCAUGUUGUCAACUAUUGUCUAUGACUUGUUAGGGGUUCUUGUGGAAGAAGUAAUAAGGAUAAGAAUAGAAAAAACAGUCGAAGGUUCUAGUUCUGAUAGAGGGUAAUUUUUUUAUCUAAUAAUUAUAGGAGACUAACAUUUUAGAUUUAUUACAUAUUUACGAAUACAAAUUACUGUAUCUGAAAUAUUGAGAAUAUACUAAAUACCUAUCUUUAUUAUAAAAAAAAUCAAUAAACAUAUUUAUGUAAAUUUAAAUGAUAAUAUAUUUAAAAUUAAAAUAAUUAUAAUUAAUUUUAUAAUGUGCAAUUAUAAAUUAUCAUAUUUAUACUUGUUUAAUUUAGAACACCUGUAAGAAUUGACAAGUAAAUUAAAGGAAAUAACAGUACAAGAGUUGGUUGCAUGAGAUGUAAUAUUUUUGUAUGAGAAUAGGGUAAGAGUUGUACUUAAUAUAAUGUUCUUUAUACUGUAACACUAAAUAAGUCAAUGUAAGUUACAUUAUACUGAUUUACGAAUAAAAUGUUGACAUUUUUA